UCAUCGUCUUCACAUCUUGGAGCCACCAAAGAAUCACACGUCUACACUAAAAAGGUUAGUCAAGGAAACUAUUGAGUAGUAAUUUCUUCCCCAUUUUCUCUGAUUUCCCCAUCUCUACUUAUCACCAUGUAAGAAGUACUUUUCUUUUUCUCUUUGUCUUUAACUUUCUUACUUCCUUUCCUAUUCCAUGUAAAUAGCCACCAUCAUCUUUUGUUUUCUCUUUAUCAAACCCUUACGAAAAAAAAAAAAAAGAAAUAGAUGGCUUCCUCAAAAGACCCUAUUCAGGAGAUAGUUCUAGGGUUUCUAAGAAACAAGAAGUUGAACAAGUAAUGUGGAUGAACUUUGAGCGGAAAGCAAUUAGAUAGUAUGAAAUAAAACUCUCACCAACUGAUGGAGAAAGGGCGUGUGAAAUUUUGCACAAUAUUAAAUUUCAUGGUUGGAAACAUUUUGUGGAACAUCCAGGGGAGUAUGAUAGAGAUAUCGUCAAUGAAUUCUAUGCUUACAUCAACAAAGACGGGAAAAUCUCGAUGGUGCAAGGGAAGCUCUGAAAGCUAUUUGGCCAAAUGGUGUAAGGAUCAAUACAGGGUCACCAAGGAAACCUUUGCACAUUUCUAGUUCUUGUAUGCUCGAAAUGGCACGAGCCUGGGGAAAAUUUGUAAGUUCUCGCCUACUCCCUUAUCUGAACACCUCAAAUUAUAAUCGGAAAAGGGUGAUGUCGAUAUAUGCUAUUCAGAAACAUCGACCAAUCAAUGUUGGAAGAAUAAUUUAUGAAUCAAUGAUCAAGUGUCGUUUCUAUCAUAAAGAAUGUUUGUAUUUCCCGACUACAAUCACUCGCUUAGCGAGAUUGUUUAGUGUACCAAUGAAUAAUUUGGAGAGAACGAGAAAUACUUACAUUGCUGGAAAAAAAUAUUUAAAUAGCUUGCAACCGCCCCAUGGUCCGGAUUUGAGUUUGUAUAAAAAUGAUGUUUCAGCAAGUCCGGCAUUGAGCAUGGCAGAGAAAGCAGAAAGAUUAAAUGUGGGUACGUCCUCUUUUCCAAUUUCGACCGAUAUUCUAGUUUGCAUCCAACAGGUGUUACAAGAACAAGUUGCAAUGAGAAAAAAAAAAUGGGAUUCCUUUGCAAAUGAGCAAGCAAAUAGAGAAGCAGUGAUGAGCUCGUAUAUAGCACAUAUUAUGUCAGAGUUGGCGGAAGCUAAACUUGAUCGAAAUAUUAUACGUCAAACUUUACAAAAUCAUGUUGCUGUCACAUCUCCAACCGUCUAUACAAUGGAGAAAUUCUUGGGGAAUUUUUAUAAUGUUGCCCAGUGUUUUAACAAUCAGAAUUUUCAGCCACAUGCAUUCAUAAAUCUGGGCAGGAACAAUCUUACUAAUGCAGAUACUAAUUGGUGUCACACUCCAGAACUUUCAACGACAUUGCCAGCACCAACGAUGCUGGAUUUGAUGCCAUUUAGUAACCGAUCUUUCUUUCCCGAUGUAAGUACAACUUUUGGAAUUGCUACUUCCGACAGUUCUAUGGAUUUCCUCUCUGAAGGACCAUCGGUUAAUGUUCCACAUUUGGCAAAAAAAUAAUUUUGAUGCGGAUUUUUUUUUUUUUUUUUUUUGG
This is a messenger RNA of Lycium barbarum (goji berry), 1601 nucleotides long. RefSeq lists its product as uncharacterized. Bases 623 to 1567 code for a protein of 314 amino acids. The transcript is spliced from 2 exons. The record is from RefSeq and is a predicted model, not a curated record. Lineage: Eukaryota; Viridiplantae; Streptophyta; Magnoliopsida; Solanales; Solanaceae.